CUCCCCUUAAAAUUCGUUUGCAGCAUAUCCUUAUUUAUUUUAAUCACAUAUGCUUUAAACUGCACUUCCACCACAGAAUUCUAUAUGGUACAUCAAAAGAUCCAGCUUCCAAUAUCUUUUCCUAGAAAUAUCAUUGCAUUUCAUUUCUCUUUUAUAACAUAUUUUGAUCAAAAAAUUUUGGUUUGUUUGUGACUUCAACUUUGCACUUCUGCUAUUCUUUUCCCUUUUCCUCAUGUCUGGUAAUACAUCUUCAUUCAAGCGAAGUGCUAGAGAAAAAUGCUGGGAAGCAAGAGACUUUUAUUUUCAAUGCCUAGAUAAAAACGACAUUUUGGAUCCUUUGAAAGACAGUGAACGGGCGUCUCAGGUAUGCGACUCUGAGAAGAACAAUUUUGAGUCCAAUUGCGUCCAGUCUUGGGUAAAUUAUUUCUGUAAGUUUCGUGUUCAACAACAUAAACAACAAGAAGCAAUUCGAAAACUCGAGGAAAGUGGUGCCCGUCGUUUAUAAUGAAAGUUUCCUUCCUUCCUUCAUUUUCAAAUUUCAACCAAAACUCUGCUUGAAUGAAAUAAUUUCUCCUUUUUGGAAUUAUUUGCUACAUACAAUCUCUUCUCUUCCCUGUCUUCUGAUGAAGUACCACAGACUACCCCUUCUCUAUAUGCAACUAGGAAUAAUAUAGAUUUACCUAUUUCAUGAAUAUAAAUCUUUAAUCGUUACUUAAAGAAAUAAUA
This is a messenger RNA of Schizosaccharomyces cryophilus OY26, 726 nucleotides long. RefSeq lists its product as uncharacterized. The transcript has a single exon. Lineage: Eukaryota; Fungi; Ascomycota; Schizosaccharomycetes; Schizosaccharomycetales; Schizosaccharomycetaceae. The record is from RefSeq and is a predicted model, not a curated record. The coding region runs from base 233 to 505 and encodes 90 amino acids. Gene Ontology annotation, biological process: mitochondrial respiratory chain complex IV assembly. Gene Ontology annotation, cellular component: mitochondrion; respiratory chain complex IV; mitochondrial intermembrane space.